Molecule: messenger RNA, 2940 nt
Organism: Cetraspora pellucida
Lineage: Eukaryota; Fungi; Glomeromycota; Glomeromycetes; Diversisporales; Gigasporaceae
Source: the annotation of a GenBank genome assembly
AUGCAAACCCCAAGAGUUUUGUUGGCGAAUACACUUCGAAAACAUAUUAGCAGAGAAAAUGAAACUCCUAACCAAAAUGAAAAGCAUCGCGCUGACGAUCGAGAAAAUAAAUGUAAGGAAAGGGGAAAAGAAACUGUAAAAAAGCGUGAGACGCGUCUCAGAAGAGACCGUGAACGAAAACGACAAAAAAGAACGAAGCAUGCUUUAGAAAGUGUUAAUGAACAUCUCAAUCACCAAAAUGAAGUCUCAAACCAAAAUAUUAACAUACCUCAUGUAGAACCACUUUCCGUUCUUGCCGAAUCUGACCAAAAUCUAUUACAAAAUUUUCGCGCAGAAAUUAAUAAACUUACUAAUACACUUUGUCUUGUAUGUAACGAGCGCUUUCCAUCUAUUGAGCUCAUAAAGGAAGAAUGCUGCCGUCAUUGCUAUUAUGAUAAGAAUGUGAUAAAAAAAUUCUCCAAAGAAAACAAUAUGGACCCGGGUGAUGUACCUGAGGAAUUACAAGGGCUUACUGAGAUAGAGAAGAUGUUAAUUGCGCAAAUUUUUUCUGUCGUUUCUGUGUAUCGUCUUCGUGGGGGUCAUUCAGCGUUCAGAGAUUUCAACGUCCGUCGCGUUAAAGUUACCCGUGCACUUUAUUGGUUAAAAGCAAACAACUGUUAUUACGCUGAUAUUAUCAUUAACAACGAAAUAUUACGAUCUUUACCUGACAAUGGUCCUGUUGAUGAUCAGCUCCCCCAACUUGAAGAUGUAGAAGACGAAUAUUUUGAUAAUAAUGAUGAUGAAGACGAAGACAUAAUAACUAGCAACUUCGUUCCUGCACCUCUUCUGUCUUUUAAUGAAGAAAGUGCUAUCGCCGAUACUCUUGGUCGAAUGCAAGCUAGUAACCUUCCUAUUAUGUGGCUGAAUAUAGAUGGAAAUCCUAUUAAUGAGUUCCAAACUCCUGGGUAUAUUGCAUGUGCAUUCCCAACUUUGUAUCCAACUGGAGAUGGCAAUCUUCAGUCAGAACAUGUAAGAAAAAUUAAGCCAGCUGGAUAUUUCUCGCAUCUACUAAAAUACAAAGAUGGAAGGUUUGCACAACAUGCUCGGUGGAGGUACUUUGCGCUAAAUUCGCAAAUGCGAUGGAGGGCACUUCAAGAGGGAAAAGUAUAUGUCAAACAAAGUUUAAAUGGGGAGCAGCUUAACGUUGAAGAUGUUCAAGAGAUGGCAGAUAAUAAUAAUUGUAUGGCAGAUAAGAUCGUACGAUUCGGUGAGGGUUUGCAUGGAACUCGGCAGUUUUGGAACAAGAGACGCGCUGCUGAUCUACAUUGGCCAGAACUUCACGAGCUUAUGCCACAUGGCGAGAACCCAGUAACGGAACUAGAUACGAGCAAACAAAGACACCAAGACUUAAUCGACAAUCCACAUAUUGCUGCAUGGUUUGAGUGGCAACAUCGUGGCAGCACUCAUAUACAUGGUAUUGGGAAAAUACAAGAUGCACCAAUUAUUGAAUGGGAAAGAAUGAAAGAGAAUGAGGAGACAAUGAGUAAUGUGGUGCAAUAUUUAGAUUCAUUGGUUACUACGAUUAAUCCUGGGCUUGACGCACCUGUACCUAAUCAUCAUUCUUGCCAGAAACGCCCUGAUGAAAUUCCUUCAUAUUGUCUUCGUGUAAACUCUACAGGCCAACAAAAUUGCAGGUUUGGAUAUCCAAAAGAAACAACAGAAAGCACAUACUUACGUGACAAUAAUGGUCAACCUGAGCUCAUAAUGGCAAGGAACGAUCCCUACAUUAAUCCACAUAAUCGACUUCAGCUUCAGGGCUGGCGCGCGAAUGUCGACUUAAAACCGAUUCUAAACAUGAAUGCCACUAUUCAAUACAUAUCAAAAUACACAAGUAAAUCAGAACCGCGGUCUGCUGCUUUCUCAGAUAUAUUAAAUCGGAUUCUUAAUAAUAGUAGACCUGGCGAUUCAUCACUUGGCGUGUUUCAGAAAUUAUUGCUCCAUACUAUUGCAGAGCGUGAUAUUUCUGCUCAAGAGACAUGCCAUCUCCUUCUCAGUAUUCCCCUUUACCACUCAAGCCGUCGAUUUGUUACUUUGAAUCUUAACAAAGAGGCUCCGCGAUGGCUUUAUGGCACUGGAUAUACGAAUGAAGAAAACUUUUCAGUAAAUAGUGAAGUUGGGCGAACUGUACAGUCACCUCUGCAAAAGUAUUGGAGUCGACCUAUUAAACUUGAAGACUUUUCGCUCUUUCAGCUUUACUUAAAAUAUAAUUUUUGGAACAAUCAGUGGAAAGAAUGCAAGUGUGAAAAUAUAGUACGAAUUUGGCCACGACCAUCACCUAAGCGUAAUGGUCCUCAAUGGGAAGAAUUUUGUUGUAUAAAGGUUCUGCUUCAUGUUCGUCAUAGAAAUCUUAACCAAUUAACUGAAAACAAGACUGAUUUAUGGUCAGACCUCUUUAAUAAGCACCAUGCAGAGAUUGAAAAUGUGCACGCUGAUUUACUUGGUCUCCCUGUAGAUAACUUGGAAAACAAGUUUGUUAAUGAAGAAAACGAGGAUGAACAAGGUGAUGAACAAGAAAGAGAGAUGCAACUUGAGUGGAUGAUCUUAUCAGAGAUGGGACCAAAUGUAAUUAUUGAGAAUUCUUCUGGGUUGGGUUCACAUGAUAUUGAUCGAAAUUACGAUUGGGUUGGCGAUGUUAGAUGGCACCAUUCCGAUCUUAAUUUUGCAAACAUGGCUAACUUUAUACAACAAGCUCGCACUUCUGGCACUAUUAAUAAUGAAAACUCAGUCGCUAAUUGCGUUGAAAAUUCACAUACUUUAAAUGAGAAACAAUUGGCAAUAUUCAAGCGAAUUGAGUCUCAUUAUAGCGACUUGAUUGUAAAUCCUAGCCAAGUUGAACCACUCAGACUUAUCAUAAUGGGAACUGCGGGAACAGGAAAAUCGCAUCUAAUUAAAAUUAUUUGA